AUGAACUCGUUCCUACGUGGAUCGAUGAACUACGUCUGGUGCACGACUAGUGUGCUGGGCAAGGGUUCGACUGGGGCUGUCUUCCAGGGUGUUAACAAACACAACGGCGAACCGGUGGCGGUGAAGACGUUCAACCAGCUCAGCCACAUGCGACCGCAGGAUGUGCAGAUGCGCGAGUUCGAGGUGCUGCGGAAGGUGAAUCAUAACAACAUCGUGAAGCUGUUGGACAUCGAGGACGAUCAGGAGGGCCGCGGAAAGGUUAUCGUGAUGGAGCUCUGUACGGGCGGCAGUUUGUUCAACAUACUGGACGAUCCGGAAAACACGUACGGUCUACCGCAGAAGGAGUUCCUGCUCGUGCUAGAGCACUUGUCCGCAGGCAUGAAGCACCUGCGCGAUAACAACCUGGUGCAUCGUGAUCUUAAGCCAGGCAACAUCAUGAAGUACAUCUCCGAAGAUGGCCAGACGAUUUACAAGUUAACCGAUUUCGGCGCGGCUCGGGAGCUAGGCGAGAAUCAACAGUUCGCCUCGCUGUACGGCACAGAGGAGUACCUGCAUCCGGACAUGUACGAGCGAGCGGUGCUCCGGAAGUCAAUAAACCGGAGCUUCACCGCCAACGUGGACCUGUGGUCGAUCGGUGUGACGCUGUACCACGUAGCGACAGGCAAUUUGCCAUUCCGCCCGUACGGUGGUCGGAAGAACAAAGAGACGAUGUAUCACAUCACCACAAAGAAGGCGCCUGGCGUUAUAUCCGGCACGCAAACGAGCGAAAACGGCCCGAUCGAGUGGUCGAAGCAGUUGCCGGCUCACUGCCAGCUGAAGGAGGGCCUUAAAUGUCUCGUGACACCACUGAUGGCUGGUCUGCUGGAGGAAAACCAGGGUCGUAUGUGGUCAUUCGACAAGUUCUUCCUCGAGGUACAAAACAUUCUCAACAAAACGGUGCUGCACAUCUUCUACGUGAACCGGGCGACCUCUAUCGAGGUGUACCUGGAACCGGACCAGACGCUUAUGCAUUUACGCGAGCACAUCCUAGCGCAGACGGACGUUCCGCAAGUGUCCCAACUGCUGCUACUCGACAACGAACUGUUUGCCACCAAAGUCGACGCCAAUACGAGCGCUCGUGGUUACCCACCCACGGAAGCCGUCAAUCCGGUGAUGCUGUUCAACAUCGAGAACUACAACGUCAUCUUGCCGACGGAGUGGGAUUUGCCUAAAUUUCCUACAUUCCCGAACGGCAUUUCGGUGGAGAACGACGCGAGCCUAGCGAAAGUAGCGUGCAGCGUUGGGCACGAGUGUAAACGGCGCGUUGAAAACCUUUCGCUGCUGGAUACGCUGAUGAACAAAUCGGUGCACCAGUUUUCCGGCUUUUUGUCCAGUCUGCUGGUGAAACUUCUCAAACGAACCCGCCAUCUGGACGAUAUUGAGGGGCUGAUCUGUGAGCUGGCAAAGAUGUUUGAAGUCGCCGCUUCUAAUCACGAGACCUAUCAAAAGGAUGGCGCAAACAUCCUGACGAGUUACGAUAAGCAAAAGGUCGACUUCCAGCGCGUCUCAGAGCCCAUCCAGCAGUUGUACGGGCGCUUCGUGAAAGAAGAAUCGCUUGUGCGGGAGUGGAACUCUGGCUACCGUGCGUUACGCACUCCCAACAAGAACCGCGACAGCGAAAAGGCAAAGUCCCUCGUCGAUCGAUUGCGCGAUUCCUGGCAACACAUGCUCCGCGAUCGGGCAACACGCUCGCUGACCUACAACGACGAGCAGUUCCACGUGCUGGAAAAGGUAAAGAUCGCGGAAACGGGCAAACGUCUCAAGAGCCUGUUGAACGAGGGCGUCCGGUUGGCGGUCGAGCAGGAGGCAGAGUGUUUGGCCGAUUGGUACAAAAAAGCACAGACGAUCUUCCUGCAGACGCAGUUUCUCAUGAAGGACGUCAGUGCGUACGUGGACGCACUGUACGAUAUACGCGAACAGUUGAAACAGCACCGGGAGGACCUGAAGGAGGAGAUUACCACCGACGGGGAGGUAUCGACAACGAUCGCCGGCAAACCGAUACCAUCGACGGCAAGCACGAUCCCGAUGGUGGGUGGUGAAGGAGAUGCCGGUGUCCAUGGUGGCGAAAAGGGUGUAACGGCACUCCAAAAUCAGUAUAACUUGAUGUGCUUCAUGAACAUGUACAAGCAAAUCAAGGAAGUGAAGAAAAUGCUUCAACAAAACAGUGAUAUCCUGGCGGCAACUCAACUGUUGCUGCCUGACACCGUGGAAAGGAGUACGACGUAGAACAGGUUUGGACCAAAUUGAAAAAAAAUCAAAGUGUAUAAAAAUGAUCGUGCGUUUUUCAUCCGUAAGGCUAGUAAGAUAUAGGCUUUAAAAUGAACAUUU
Messenger RNA from Anopheles nili, 2367 nucleotides. RefSeq names its product inhibitor of nuclear factor kappa-B kinase subunit epsilon (gene IKKepsilon). The coding region runs from base 1 to 2265 and encodes 754 amino acids. Gene Ontology annotation, molecular function: ATP binding; protein serine/threonine kinase activity. The transcript has 5 exons. Gene Ontology annotation, cellular component: cytoplasm. Gene Ontology annotation, biological process: peptidyl-serine phosphorylation. The record is from RefSeq and is a predicted model, not a curated record. Lineage: Eukaryota; Metazoa; Arthropoda; Insecta; Diptera; Culicidae.